Pediculus humanus corporis (human body louse) is the source of this 1377-nucleotide messenger RNA. Its product is annotated as medium chain specific acyl-CoA dehydrogenase, putative. Gene Ontology annotation, biological process: fatty acid beta-oxidation. The record is from RefSeq and is a predicted model, not a curated record. Gene Ontology annotation, molecular function: acyltransferase activity, transferring groups other than amino-acyl groups. The transcript has 8 exons. Lineage: Eukaryota; Metazoa; Arthropoda; Insecta; Psocodea; Pediculidae. Bases 1 to 1377 code for a protein of 458 amino acids.
AUGGCUCUUUCAAUUGUUAAUAGUAUACCUAAAAAUAACUUUAGAAAUAUUUUAAGUAAAUCAAGAAUACUGUCUUUUUCUAAUAGUUCCAAAGUUUUGGCCUCAACUUCGGUAAAAGACAUAACGGGAAGAAAUGUUGUAUUCAUUGAUGGUGUUAGAACUCCAUUCUUGGUGUCUGGAACAGAUUAUUCAAAGAGCCUUGUUCGAAAAACAGGCAUUCCUAAAGAAGAAAUACAAUAUGUUGUUUAUGGUACAGUUAUUCAAGAAGUCAAAACCAGCAACAUCGCAAGAGAUGCUGCAGUGUGUGCUGGUUAUUCCAACAAAAUACCUGCUCACACUGUUACACAGGCUUGUAUCAGUUCCAAUCAAGCAAUCACAACAGCAAUGGGAAUGAUAGCAUGUAAUGCUUAUGACACUGUUGUUUGCGGUGGAGUAGAAACCAUGUCUGACGUUCCAAUAAGACAUUCUCGAAACAUGAGAUCAACUUUUCUUAAAUUGAAUAAGGCAAAAACACCACAACAAAAAUUAGGAUUGCUUCUUAAAAUUAAACCACAAGAUUUUAUACCCGAAGCUCCUGCUGUAGCCGAAUUCACUUCUGGGGAAACAAUGGGACACUCUGCUGAUAGAUUGGCAGCUGCUUUUAAAAUAACCAGAGAAGAACAGGAUGAAUAUGCAUUGAGAAGUCAUACUUUGGCUGCUCAAGCUCAAGAAAAAGGUCUGCUCUCCGAUGUAGUUCCUUUCAUAGUUCCUGACACUGGAAAAGUUAUAGAAAAAGACAAUGGCAUCAGGGUAUCGACAAAAGAGCAAAUUUCUAAAUUAAAACCUGCAUUCGUUAAACCAUACGGAACAGUAACGGCUGCUAACGCUUCAUUUUUAACUGAUGGAGCUUCAGCAUCCCUGAUCAUGUCUGAAAAAAAAGCUAAAGAACUCGGUCUAAAACCAAAAGUCUAUCUAAAAAAUUUUGUAUACAAAUCACAAGAUCCUGUAGACCAAUUAUUACUCUCUCCGGCCGAAUGCAUUGCUAGUAUUUUAAAGACAUCAGGAUUAGAAAUGAAAGAUAUUGAUGUUUGGGAAGUUCACGAAGCUUUUGCGGGUCAAAUAUUAGCCAAUUUAAAAGCCAUGGACUCGGAUUGGUAUUGUCAAACUCAUCUUAACUUGCCGGGAAAAAUAGGAGUUCCAGAACUGAGUAAAUUUAAUUCUUGGGGUGGAUCGUUAAGCAUAGGGCAUCCAUUUGCAGCCACUGGCGUUCGAUUGGUUUCUCAUUGUGCCAAUCGAUUGAUUAAGGAAAAUGGAAAAUAUGCCGUGUUAUCAGCUUGUGCAGCUGGAGGUCAAGGUGUAGCCAUGCUAAUAGAAAGACAUCCUGAUGCUAAAAUUUAA